Pundamilia nyererei is the source of this 2470-nucleotide messenger RNA. Its product is annotated as ras-related protein Rab-37. NCBI's taxonomy places the organism in Eukaryota, Metazoa, Chordata, Actinopteri, Cichliformes, Cichlidae. The coding region runs from base 580 to 1266 and encodes 228 amino acids. Gene Ontology annotation, molecular function: GTPase activity; GTP binding. The transcript has 9 exons. The record is from RefSeq and is a predicted model, not a curated record.
UCCUCUCGAUCGAGCACCACCACCUGUGGCAGAUGAGUCAGCCGUCAGCGCGUCUGACCCCCGCGGCUCCAAUGUCAGCGUGACAGACACACCAUCGUCCGCGGAGCCGCCGUCGACGUCCUCGCAUAGCUGCUCAGUUAAUGAUCUGCCCACGCCACGAUGCACCGCUCUGCUCUGAACAAUCACACUAAUGUUUCCGCCUGCUUGUCAUCACUGCCUUCUCCUUGACUGCUGGAUGGCGCCGCUGCAGCUGAUGUUUAAGUUUUGACCGUCUUCUUCCGCGUCUUCUCACAGUGCGCGAGUUGAGGUGUGAUUUUUUUUUCUCCUCCUUUCUUCACUUGGGAAGGUGAUCCUUUCGUGGCCACACGCAGUAUGCGAGCAGAGGUGGAGGUUGGCGGACACUGGGACUGAGUUGGCGGAGAUCUCGCUGGAGGCUCUUUGCGCGUCUUUCUUCCUGUUUUUUCUUUUUGUUUUGUUUUCUUGGACACCUUCGGAGAUCGGAACUGUUUGGGGUUUUUAAUUUUUAAUUUUGGAAGGGGGGAAGGCUCUUUAGCCUGCGCUCUUUCCCUUGGCACUGCGAUGUCCACGAGAAAGGCAUCGUUGACGGAGAAGCAGGCAAAAAACGGCACAUCAAAAUAUGUCUUGGAGAGAUGCGCGUCUAUUAACGAGUAUUACGAUAUUGCCUUCAAGGUGAUGUUGCUGGGAGAUUCGGCCGUGGGGAAGACAUGCCUCUUGGUGCGCUUCAAAGAUGGGGCAUUUCUGGGAGGCAACUUUAUAGCCACCGUUGGAAUAGACUUUAGGAAUAAAGUGGUGGAUGUCGACAACCUGAAAGUCAAGCUACAGAUCUGGGAUACAGCCGGCCAAGAGAGAUUCCGCAGUGUAACGCACGCCUACUACAGAGAUGCCCAAGCGUUACUCCUGCUUUAUGAUAUCACCAGCAAGCCAUCAUUUGACAACAUCAGGGCUUGGCUGACUGAAAUACACGAGCAUGCCCAGAAGGAUGUGGUCAUCAUGUUGCUCGGCAACAAGUCAGACAUGGCUGCAGAGAGGGUCGUGAAGACGGAGGACGGGGAGAAGCUGGCCAAGGAAUAUGGAGUACCAUUCAUGGAGACCAGUGCCAAGACCGGAGUCAAUGUGGACCUGGCUUUUCAAGCUAUAGGAAAGGAGCUGAAGCACAGAGCGACGCAGCAGCCAAAUGAGCCCAAGUUCCAGAUACACGACUACAUCGAGUCUCAGAAGCACAAGACUGGCUGUUGUGGCCCGUAGCUGAUGCUGAUAAUCUGGCAGCGAGAGACACAUACAGAUAAAGAAAUGUGGAGGGAGGGAAAGUUUAAAAAAAAGAAAAGAAAAAGGCUGGUCUCUCUUAUGAAAGCCAAUCCCUGCUCCAAAACCUGAGAAGCAGACGUCCUCGUCUUCGCUCCACCGAGCUUUCGGCUGAAUGAAAGUGAAUCUGGAUUGGUUGCCAUCCCCUAUUUGAAAUGUGAAUUUCUACCUUUUAUGUCACGUGUAGAGAUAUUUGUGGGUUUUUUUGUGGUGACAGUUGUAUCAAAGCUACCAGUCAGAAGUUGCGGACUGAAACGCUAUAUCCAUCUGCAGGGAUGGGACGAAUGAACAGGUUAAACAACCGCUGGUGCCGGCGAUUGCCAGCGUGGAUAUAGCAUUUCAUUGCUGCACAACUCUGAGCUUGUUUAAUCCCAGUUAUAUCAGGCUGUGAACAGAAUCCUUUUUUGGCCUUACAGUCUUUUAAAUCUUUAAGUGAGUCUGAGUCUCAUGAUGAGAUUGUAGCUAAAAUGAUCCCAUCUGUUCACAUCUGUACUGCUGUUAGAUAGAAUAAAGCCAACGUUUGGAGGGCGUUUACCCACUCUGUGUCUGUCUGUACAUUCAAUUCAGGGCCAGUGACACGCCAUCCCGAGUACUGUAUGUGUAACUAUAGACAGUGGGAUUAUUUCCACUGUUCCCUCCACAUGCACCACUCACACACAGCAACAGCACUCCCCCUCACACAGCUAUUGUCGUGUCCCCUUCGGUGGUGGAUGUCGGUGUGUGUAGCCUGUAGCGAAGCUGUAUUUGUGCAUCACUUUUCUUUGUACGCUGUUCUUUGCUCAUUAUGAACGUUUGCUCGUCAGACUUGCUCUGUGUCACAUUUGUCCUCUCUUGAGAGGUUGUCACGGUGAUCACAAAGUGCCAUGAAAAAGUGCUUUGUUGUCAUACGAUCUAUAAAAAAAAUAUAUUUUGUAAUGUACGUGCUGCUGCUUUAUUGAAGUCUGGCUCGUCUGCGUUUCUGUGUCUGUGUGUGUGUGUGGGUGUGUGUGUGUGUGUGUGCUUGAGUGGGAGUCGCUGACAAACGGCAAGAUGUGCUGCAGUUAAUGAGCCACUGUGUGGCAGCAGCUGCCCUGUUUAUUCUCCAACAUGCACAGCUAGAGAAAAUAAAGUGUUUUAUCAAUCAGGUAGAUAACUGUACACAUGUUAA